This is a messenger RNA of Neurospora tetrasperma FGSC 2508, 2214 nucleotides long. RefSeq lists its product as uncharacterized. The coding region runs from base 1 to 2214 and encodes 737 amino acids. NCBI's taxonomy places the organism in Eukaryota, Fungi, Ascomycota, Sordariomycetes, Sordariales, Sordariaceae. The record is from RefSeq and is a predicted model, not a curated record. Gene Ontology annotation, molecular function: RNA binding; flavin adenine dinucleotide binding; tRNA dihydrouridine synthase activity. Gene Ontology annotation, biological process: tRNA processing. The transcript is spliced from 3 exons.
AUGGAGUCCCAAGAAACUGCAAAGCGCCCCAUCGAGCCUAACGGUGCUGUUGCGGCUCAAGACGCCGAGCCAGCGACGAAGCGCGUGAAGCUGGACGAUGCCCCCGUCCCCCAGGUACAAGAAGAGCCCUCGCAACCUCAGCCUCAGCCUCAAGCUCAACCUCAAACUGAAGAUGAGAAGCCAACGGAACAACGGCAAGAUGACAGGGACAAGCGAAGGGGCAUUGCUCCCAUCAAGAAAGAGUAUCUCGUUGUGCCCCCAAGUCAAGUCGCCAAAACUGCCGAGGUAGUUGAUGAUGAUGCUGCCGAGGGAAGGACUGCUCCUGAUGCUGAGGCAGCUACCGGAAAGGACGGAAAGAAGAAGAGGCCAAAGGGUCAGAACAAGGAGCGUGAAUUCGGAAUCUUUGCCGAUGCUCAGCGCCUGUGCAACUCUGUUGCGUGGACGCCCGAGUUUUCCCCUCGGCAUUGUAAGCACGGUGAACGCUGCAACGCUCUUCACGACAUCCGCAAGUACCUGAAGGAGGGCCGCCGCCCUGACCUCAACGUCUUUGGAGGCAAAUGCCCCGUUUGGGAGACCCAUGGCAAGUGUUCAUCCGGUUGGCGCUGCCUUUUCGUUGAAAGUCACAUGAAGGAGAUUGAGCACGAGGAUGGCCGGAAGGAGUUGGUUCUCACCGAGGACCUUACCAAGAUAAAGCCCGAGGCUGCCUCUUUAGUACCGCCUGAGGAGGAGUCGAUGGAUGCCAGGGCCGGUGUGUAUAACGUUGUCGCCCCGGCUGUUAAGCUCGCCCUAUCGCGAAAAAAGAUUCAGCACGAAAAGUCCGACCAGUACCUGAAAUGGAUGGCCAAGGACUCCGAGCUUGCCCGCAUUCACUACCACAAACAGAAAGACGACGACGACGUAGCCAAGGACUAUGCGGCCCAAUACGUCGAGCCCCCCCUUAAGCCCUCAGAAAAGCGAAGGAUCUACUUUGGGCGCGAGACCCCCGUGCUCGCUCCUUUGACCACCCAAGGCAACCUACCUUUCCGCCGUCUCUGCGUCGAGCUGGGCGCCGAAAUCACCUACUCGGAAAUGGCCCUGGGCCUCCCUCUUCUUCAAGGUCAAAAGGCCGACUGGACCUUGAUGCGCGCCCACGAAAGCGAAAUCACUCCUCCGCGCUACACCCCGACUGGCAUCGUCGACCCAGCGUACGACAACUCCAAGGAUCUCAAGUUUGGCGUCCAAAUCACCGCCCACGCUCCCUGGAUCGCCAUUAAGUCGGCUGAGACCCUCGCCCGCUACCUCCCCCACCUCCGCGUCAUCGAUCUCAACUGCGGCUGUCCCAUCGACAUGGUCUACAAGUCCGGCGCCGGCUCCGCUCUCCUCGACGCCCCGUCCAAGCUCGAGCGCAUGAUCCGCGGCAUGAACACCGUCUCAGGCGACGUGCCCGUGACCGCCAAGAUCCGCAUGGGCGUCCGCGACAACCACCAGACGGCCCAAAAAUUAGUCGAACGCCUCGCGCUCGGCGCCCCAGACAUCCGCGCUGUCUCCGGUGCCCCGGGUUGUGCGGCCGUGACACUGCACGGCCGCACGCGCCAGCAGCGGUACACCAAAGCGGCGGACUGGAGCUACAUCGCCGAAUGCGCGGCGCUGGUCAAGUCGUUCAACGAGAAGGCCGAUUCGCUUCAGGACACGAUCCGAGAGGCCGACGAGCGCAGCUUGCCCAACGGCGGACGCAUGUACUUUGUCGGCAAUGGCGACUGCUACUCGCACGUGGAUUACUUUAACCACGUGGACAACGCCAAGGUGGACUCGGUCAUGGUCGGCCGCGGCGCAAUCAUCAAGCCGUGGAUCUUUGAGGAGAUCAGCGCGGGCCAGUACUUGGAUAAGUCGGCCACGGAGCGGCUGGCGUAUGUGGAGAAGUUUGCAAAGUACGGCAUGGAGGCGUGGGGAUCCGAUGAGCUGGGCUUGAACUACACCCGUCGCUUCUUGCUGGAGUUCUUGAGCUUCUUCCAUCGUUAUGUGCCGAUUGGCUUGCUCGAGUACUUGCCCCCUGCCAUGAACGAUCGGCCGCCGGCGUACAAGGGCCGGAACGAGCUGGAGACGUUGUUGGCUAGUAAGAAUUAUCUGGAUUGGAUCAAGAUCAGUGAAAUGUUCCUCGGCCCCGCUCCCCCCAACUUCAAGUUCCAGCCCAAGCACAAGUCCAACGCGUAUGAGAACAUUGAGGCCGAAGGUUAA